Messenger RNA from Trichosporon asahii var. asahii CBS 2479, 288 nucleotides. RefSeq lists its product as uncharacterized. The record is from RefSeq and is a predicted model, not a curated record. NCBI's taxonomy places the organism in Eukaryota, Fungi, Basidiomycota, Tremellomycetes, Trichosporonales, Trichosporonaceae. Bases 1 to 288 code for a protein of 95 amino acids. The transcript has 2 exons.
AUGUCCCGCCGUCCGUCAGCAUCAGGGCGGCGCUUCAGCGAGGAGACUCUCCAGCUCCGCCGGCGGCGCUCUGUCAGCGCUACCCAGGGCGUAGACGCCGCCGAGUUUCUGGCAUCGCGCCCUCGCAGACUCAGCAUCACCAAGCCCCGAGCAGCCCGCAAGUGGCUCGAGUACCCGCAGCUCCUCGUCGCUGUCCUCAUCGUCUUUGUCUUCCUUUUGAUCCUGGUGAUCGAGCAGAGUGAUUGUGGUCCACUCGACCUUUCGGCGGACACUGCUCCCAUCAGCUGA